AUGACUGAAAACUCUUCAGAAAAACAAAUAAAUGGAUCGACAAUUGAACAAAAGUUGUCUGAAAAAAAGAAGGCAAUUCGCCGUAAACAUCGUAGAAUACUUCGUGUAUACCAAGCUCUAAAUCGUUCCAGAAAUUUGCUUGUUGCUCUAUCUUGCCUAUUAUUGAGUAUUUUGAUCACAUAUUUCAUUCAUAAUCCCUAUGCUAGUUAUCUUCCGAUCAUAUCAAUAGCUAUUUAUCAAUGGUAUACAUCGUAUACAAGAAAGACACGUUCAUAUUAUGGUUUAUGUCGAUUAUUAUUAUAUAUAUUAAUUAUUAGUUUAUGGGAUAUAUUUAUAAUAAGGAUUAUUAUUCAAAGUAUUGCUAGAUUAUUAGGAUAUCGUCAUAUACCAAUAGAAAAAAUUCAAUACUUCUUUCCAUAUGUAUUAAUAUUUGCUGGUUUUGCUCGAAGUGCACAUCCUAUGAAAUUAAAUGAUAAAAGACGUUAUAUUAUCCAUUUAUUAUAUGAUAUACCAGCAUAUUUAUUAGUAAUUGUUUUUAAAUUAUUAAAUCACCCAUUAAAUUCAUUAUAUAGUCAAAUAACACCAUAUUGUUAUUUAGGUUGUUUACCUACUGCAGUUGAUGUGGAAACAUUAAAUAAGAUAGGAAUUAAAUAUGUUGUUAAUAUGUGUGCUGAAUAUUUAGGUCCACGUAAAGCAUAUGCAAAAUAUAGUAUAAAACAAUUACGUUUACCUACUAUAGAUUGUACAUUGCCAUCAUUACAAUCAAUAGAAAAAGCAAUUAAAUUUAUGAAUGAAGCUUAUACAAAUAAUGAAAAGAUCUUUGUCCAUUGUAAAGCUGGUAUGGGAAGAAGUGCUACUAUUGUAUUAUGUCAUCUGGUUGCUAAUGAAAAAAUGUCAGCGGAUGAUGCAUUAAAAUUAAUUAAAGAAAAAAGACCUGAAGUAACGGCUACUAUUAUCGAUUUCGAAUGUGUCAAGCAAUUUGUAGACUCGCUGAAAAAUGAGUUAGAAAAAUAG
Molecule: messenger RNA, 1014 nt
Organism: Rotaria sp. Silwood1
Lineage: Eukaryota; Metazoa; Rotifera; Eurotatoria; Philodinida; Philodinidae
Source: the annotation of a GenBank genome assembly